AUGCCAUCGAAAAAGGUGAAAGACAACAUAUCGAAGCUGGAAUAUGACCAUAAUGAAAUGAAUCAUCUGAAGGUAAAUAAGUGGAUUGCUGUUGGAUUAUAUUCACUAGUUGCAGCAGUUGCUACAUUUGUACAUUCAGGAUUCAGUGGGUGGCAACCAAUUAUAUACAAAUCAGGAGCAUUUAGUGAAUUAUGUGGUCCAACAGAUGAAAAGCAAAUAUUUCGAGUUGAUGCAAAUAUAUCCUAUGAUACAUGUGGGAAUAGAGAUGCAGCUGUUAAUAAUUUAUUUACCUUGUCAUUCUUUGUUCAUUUCUUCUUAUCAUCUGUAAGUGGUUAUGUAUUAGAUACGUUUGGAGAAAAAGUUUGUUUUUUAAGUGGGCAAAUUAUUUUGGCAUUAGCAUUUUUUUCAUUGGCAGUAUUAAGAUUUUCCUAUGUAUGGUAUAUAUUUUUUUUAAUGCUUGGUAUAUCAGCUGAUUUGUCAUUUAUUCCUUUGUUAAAAAUAUCAAAAUUUUUUCCGGGACAAGAAUCACUAAUUUUUGGAAUUUUGGGAUCAGCUAGAUCUACAGGAUUUUCUAUUGGAUUACUUUUAAAAAUAGGAUUUUUUUAUACAUUCAAUUUUAAGGAAGAUGAAUUUUAUAUUUUAUGUAUUUUUUAUCUAUGUACAUGUAGUUUGUAUGCAUUUAUAGUUGGAAUAUUUAUAAUACCAAGUAAAAAAAGUAGCACAUCACAGUUUAAUAGUAGUGAAGGUGCAACAGGUUCAUCAAAUGCAGAAAGAAAAAGAAACUUAGGCAUGAUAAAUGAAAUGGAUAAAAUUGAAAGUGGAGAAAGAAAACCAUACAAUAAUGAUAAUAAACCACAAUUUAUAGAUAAAAUAAAAUCUCUUUGGAAUCAUCCACAAAAGUGGGAAUAUUUAAUAACAUUAUUUAUAUGUAGUUCUAGUAUGAUUAGAUUUGAUUAUUUUAUAAAAACGAACAGAUCCUUUUUUAUAUGGCAAGAUAAUGAUCUUACAACAGUAUUUUCUUUAUCCACUAUAUUAUCAUUUAUUCCAACUCCCCUUUUUGGAUAUUUGGCAGGAAAAUUUGGUUCAUUAUAUAGUAUAAUAACAAAUAAUAUUUUUAUAUUUUUAACAUAUAUAUGUAUACUAUUUGAUGGAUAUUUUUUCAGAAUGAUGGCAAUAAUUCUAUUUUUUCUUUACAUUUCUUUCGUUUUUUCAUGUUUCUAUUGUUAUGUUGAUGAGAAAUAUUCCAAAGAACAUUUUGGAAAAUUGUGUGGAAUUAUGUUUGCAGCUAGUGCUCUAUGUUUAAUUAUAAAUUUCUACCUCACCUAUUUGACCAAUGUUGUGUAUAUAUACCUAGGAGAUAAGAAACAUUUGCCUGUAACUUACGGAUUGAAUGUUUUGGGUGUUGUUACGUUGAUAUGCUGUGUAUAUUUAAAAAUUACAGAAAAGAAGAAAUGA
Messenger RNA from Plasmodium gonderi, 1455 nucleotides. Its product is annotated as transporter. NCBI's taxonomy places the organism in Eukaryota, Apicomplexa, Aconoidasida, Haemosporida, Plasmodiidae. Gene Ontology annotation, molecular function: transmembrane transporter activity. Gene Ontology annotation, biological process: transmembrane transport. The transcript has a single exon. The coding region runs from base 1 to 1455 and encodes 484 amino acids. The record is from RefSeq and is a predicted model, not a curated record.